UCGCCAUGGCAACCGCGGAAGCCGCGGCGUGGUGGUUUCGCGUGUCUUGCUUGUCAAGUUUUGCGCGUCUUGCGGACGAACGCAUUUCACCUCUCUCCUGAACGCUCUAGAAGCCACUCCGUUAACCGAGGCGCUUGACAUGCCGACGGAAACGAUUUGGGAUGCUGCAGUGCGACUCAGUAAAGAGGCCGAGAAGAAUGGUACCUCAAAGAAUUUUGAGACUACACUUCUUGUUGUUGGCAAUAAGCAGAGUGGGAAGACAACACUUCUACAUCGUUUCCUGGACAAGACAGACACGCCCAAGCCAUCGCUAGCUCUCGAGUACAUGUUUGGACGACGGUCACAUGGUGCUGGUGUGCUCAAAGACAUCUGCCACAUAUGGGAGCUGGCUGGAGGUGCGUUUGCCACAGACCUGUUGGAAAUCCCAAUUACCAUGGAAACGCUUCAGUCAUUGUCAGUCGUCGUGGUGUUAGACUUGUCUGCUCCUGAGGUCCUAUGCAUCCUGUUCGAGACGUUACUCAAGGCGCUGCAGUCCCGAAUUGACCGAGUUCUUGACACCGCUCUGAAGAAUGAUGCGGGCAUAAAUGAAGCAAUUCACGAAGCCACCUUGUCUCGGCUACCAGAUGAGCACCCCGACAAGAAGGCAAUGACACCAUUCCCUGUACCACUACUGAUUCUCGGCUCCAAGUACGACAUCUUUCAGAACUAUGAGCCCGAGAAGAGGAAAGUGACCUGCCGCUACCUCCGGCACGUAGCUCACGCCAACGGGGCAUCCCUUCUAUUCACGAGCUCCAAGAACGAGUCCCUCAUCUCAAGGCUUAAGACGAGCCUGGCGUACCUGGCCUUUGGUUCCGGCUCGGGCCCUACUAAGGCAUCACACACGGAUUAUAACAAGCCCUUGCACAUUACGUUUGGGGAAGAUUCCUUUGAGAAGAUCGAUGGUUCCACGCCAGCCAGUUCAACUCAGGUUUCAAACUGCUAUGCUGUAGUGAAGAAGGCGUUUACAGAGAUCUUCCCACAAGUGGAACAGAAAAUGACCAUUCCAGAAGACCCCAGCCGUGACCCAAAGUUCAAGGAAAAGGACAUUGAUGUCAUGAAAGCACAGAAGGAAGCUGAAUUGGCCGAACUCCGUAAGAGGCGCCAGGAAGAAGAAAGAGCAAAGGAACUUCCUGACUUUGACUAGGCAGACUCUGUGGGUGACCUGGGGUCACAUUUUGCAAUCAUCCGUGUCGUUUUUAAUUAAUUUCUUAACUGUGACGCCAAGAGACCCAUCGCAGUGACUUGAUCAGUGGCUAUGGGGUUGUGCUGCCGAUUCUCAGCUGUGGCAUUUGCAGCUGUGGCAUUUCAGCUGUGGCAAAUUCAGUAACACUUGUUUACUGUGGUUUGUGUUAAAGAGCCCCCUGUUGGUCAAAGUAAAUCUGGAGCUCCACACGCUAUGGCGUUUCUCAUAGUUCCUAUGUUGCUUUCGAUGUUUACCCCGUAGUUAUCAACUUGACAUUGCGUGCCCAAUCUCAGUGAUAACAGCGGUGUGAUGGGGUCCAAGUCUACAACGAAGGGCAGAAGAAAUGAAAAAUACAGCCCCACAAAUGCAGUGGACGAGUAUUAGGAGAAGGGCAAUCAAGUGUUGUAUGUUCAGCGUGGUCUAGCAAGUCUAUUGCCUGCAGGUUUUUUAUUGGUUCUAGACAACAAAAUCAUUCAUUCAUUCAUUCAUUCAUUCAUUUAUUCUUUUGUGAAGAAAGGCAGAGCGCCUGUCCUUGGAGCAACACACAAAGGCAGAUGUUCAAACUUAGUGCAUUGCUUUUUAAUGCUGCUCUGUCCGUUGCCAUUCCCUUUUUUUAAAACCUCUUCACAAUUUAUUUAUCAUUACACAGUGUUUGCGUUCUGACACGCUUAUUUUGAAGAAUGUGAAACUGCACUACCAAACAUAUAGAGACGAACAUCUUUCCUUUCUCUUUUUGCUCACGCAUGUAUAAAUUUAUGCGUGGAUGCUUUCUUUCUUUCUUUUUUUUUUCUCGGCAAUCAUUUACCUUUUGUCAUGAAGAGUUGUGAUCAUAGGUUGCGGACUGACAUCAUUUCUUUUGUUGUCAUUUAGAAGGGCAAAGAAUGCGGCAAGUUGGUACGACAUCUUGACAACUGAAUGUGCAAAGUAUUUCAAGGCACACAUGCAGACAAAGGAGCGCACACAUAUACGAUGAGCGCAGCAAGCCAUAUUAUUCCUCGAACAAAAUCCUUUAUACCUUGUCACGCUUUUAGGGCUCAUUUCGUUUGUCUGACCGUGUAUUUUAGAGGUUGCCCAGCUGUAUUUUUCCUUGGCUGCGGAAUUGGCAGACCUGUCAUGAUGGCUCCAUGGCAGUGGCGUCCUGCUGCCGAGCAUGAGGGCAGUGGUGUGAUUGCCGACCACCAUGGCUGCUUUUCACUGGGGGCUGAAUUCAGAUAUGCUCUGAGCCUUGGGUGCAGAGGGGGUAGCCAGGGGUGGCGGGAGAACAGCAGUCAUAACCUCUUCGAAAUUUCUGUGUACCAGAGAUACCUGGCAUGAAACGACGUCCCUCCUACCCCCUUAAAAAAAAAAAAAAAAUCCUGCCUGCGUCACUGUUUGGGUGCGCAUUAAAGAACGCCAUGUGGACAAAAUUAAUCCAGACUUCACCACUAUGGUAUCUCUGACGGCCAUUGCGUUGAUUGAGGAUGUUAAAAUCAAUAAAUCAGUCAACCAAUCAACCAAGACCUGGUGAGUUAAUCGAAGUUCUUUAGUUUUUUUCGUGAUUCAUAGUGCAUCAUAUAGCACCGACAAAGUGUACCAGUCCUCUGUCUUCUUUAAUCUAUUUAAUUUGUAUUUCAGAGAUUCAAAUAAUGAGGGGGUGUGAGGAAGCAUUGCCAGAAUUUGAACAAUCUUGAAAUAUGAGAAAAAAGAUGAGGCCACUUAAUUGGUGUCCUGUGUGUGGGCUGCAACUACUACAGUCAAGAGGCAUUGCAUAAAUACAUAACGAGUUCUUGAAAUAAGUAGUUUCUCUUGGGACGACAAUAGUCUGUGCGCAGCUGGGAUCACUUCAAAAAAUUUGAUCACAAUAUAAGGGGAGAACCUUCAUGGCUGAAGUGCCUGUUCUAAAUUUUUUUAUGUCUGCGAACCUUCAGAGAAAUAUCUGCCUUACAUUUACUCAGAUGUGAUUCUUACACGUUUUGUCGCUUCUCUUCUUGUAUGGUUAAUGCACAUUUGUGUUAUUGAGACAAAAUGAAUGUGCUAGCUGUUGCCACUUGUACUGUGAGAAAAAAUAAUGUGAGACCAUUAAGAGAAUGCAAAGUCCAAAGGGUCUAGGAGAAGAUGAGUUACAUACAUUAAUUAUGUUCAUGUUUUAUCAUAUUUCUUGUCAGUCAUGGCCAUCAUACCUUAUGUGCAGUUGUAGCAUACAUCUGUGAUGACAGAAGCACAAUAUAUUGUUUGAGUGUGCACAAUUAGGCUCGCUGAUAGCAGAACCUUGGAAAUGUCGAGUGUAAUCAUUUGUAGAAGCAUUUGCGCCUGAAUAUAACCAAAACUGGCAUUUUUUAUGCCUUUUUUAUUGUUCUGGUGCAAUGGAGUUCCUAAAAAUGACACUGUUGAACAACAGUGGGACUUGACAGACAGUCCAAACAGGAGACAAUAUACUUUCGCUCUUUGUGUAGGUCGAUACCGGCCAUGCUUGCUUGGUUGCUUACUUCACCUAUCUGACGAGCAUUUUUCAUCAUUGUCAUGGCUCACGUUUAAUGCCGUUCUGAAUGGAAUAAAACUG
Molecule: messenger RNA, 3761 nt
Organism: Dermacentor silvarum
Lineage: Eukaryota; Metazoa; Arthropoda; Arachnida; Ixodida; Ixodidae
Product: cytoplasmic dynein 2 light intermediate chain 1
Exons: 13
Coding region: 140-1183 (347 amino acids)
Biological process (GO): intraciliary transport involved in cilium assembly; intraciliary retrograde transport
Cellular component (GO): cytoplasmic dynein complex; axoneme; ciliary basal body
Molecular function (GO): dynein heavy chain binding
Source: RefSeq, a predicted model, not a curated record